AUGGAGGGUAAAAUAGUGGUUUUAAGUGUGUUUAUAAUGAGUCUUGUCAUGGCACAAAUUCAAGUAGAAGCAUGGGCAUGUUGCCCUACCGAUGCUGCUAGAGAUAUCUUUAGUGAAUGUACUUACUCUGGAAAAGUCUGGACAUUUUGUGAAUCAAAAAGUGGAUGCCAACUUAAUCGUUAUAAUGUCUGCCCUCCCGGCUAUUAUCAUGGCAUUCUCGAAAAAUCUGGUGAUGUUGUUAAUGAAUACUGUAAGUUGGGAUGUGCAUCAUCCAUGUGUGGUGCCAUGACCACUCUCAAGAACUCUGACGCAAGUAAAAUUGUGAAAGGAGCGGUUGAAAAAUGCGUCAAGGCAUGUUCUACUCUCUGCACCAAAGGUUCUAUGACUGCAUUUCAAACUGCCUAA
Messenger RNA from Arabis nemorensis, 405 nucleotides. NCBI's taxonomy places the organism in Eukaryota, Viridiplantae, Streptophyta, Magnoliopsida, Brassicales, Brassicaceae. The record is from the annotation of a GenBank genome assembly.